AUGACUGUCAUCAUGGAGCCACUGAUGCCCCCAAUGAAACACGAAAGGUCAGAAAACCUGGGGCCGCCGUCUUCCGGCAAGAGGCGCCGUCACGACUUCAAUCGGCCAUCUACCCCUGCCCGCGGGACCACCGACUGGGGGAUCGACCUGAACGUCACUUGGACGAUCUGGCUUGAAUCGCCUAGACCGACCGAGGAUACCUACCCUUCCUACUGGGCCGGUCAGAUGACCUACUGGGAAGGCCACUACGGUCCCCGCCCCGAGGCCCCCAUCCAAAUCCAAGGCCACCCGACCAAUCAGACUUGGAUCCAAUUCAAGCAAUGA
Puccinia triticina is the source of this 324-nucleotide messenger RNA. RefSeq lists its product as uncharacterized. NCBI's taxonomy places the organism in Eukaryota, Fungi, Basidiomycota, Pucciniomycetes, Pucciniales, Pucciniaceae. The coding region runs from base 1 to 324 and encodes 107 amino acids. The record is from RefSeq and is a predicted model, not a curated record. The transcript has 2 exons.